AUGUUCUCAACAGCCGCUAUUGCUCUCUCGUCUACACUGGCAGCAUGGCUUCUUUACAGAGCCCUGCUACAAAAACUUUAUCCUUCGGUUCUGCCAGGCGUUCCCCACAAUGCCGUUCAUGCAAAGCAUCUCCUCGGGGACCUGCCCGCAAUAGACGAAUACGUUUCCAAAAACGGGUGCACGAAAAGCGAGGCCACGUUCGACACGAUCAACCGCGGUACUACCAACUUCCCGAUAGCGCAGAUGCUCACACCCAACAUCAUGCCCCACGCCAUCUUGACAGUCGAUGACCCGCGAGAGGUGGAGGAUAUUCUGCGCAGGCGAGCCAAGGAAUUCGACCGCUCCUCCAUGACGGCUGCGUUCUUCAAGUCUCUGCUGCCAAAGGCUACCAUUUCUCUAUUCACCACCCCAGAGCUCAAAGUCCAGAAGAAGCUGUGGGCCGAUUCCAUCACCUCGGACUUUGUCAAAAACGUGGUCGCUCCGCACGCCUACCGCGCCGCGAACCGGCUUGUCGAGCUCUGGCGCCUCAAGGCGGGCAGCGAAUUCCAAGCUCAGCCCGACCUGAUCGACGCCAUGAUGGACCUGAUGUGGGCGACCGUCCUGGGCAGCGACCUGGGGGUGACGAGCAGCAAGCUGGCAGCCACCGCGGCCGGCAUCCGAGCACAAGACCCUGGCCAGCUGGAAAAAGCCGCGUCCACCUCCCGCGAAAUGUUUUUCAACGUGACGUCCUUCCUGGAGGGCGAAAGUUCAUACAUACGAGCAGGGUUGGAGCCGUUGCGGACAAGAGUGAUACAGUUUUUGCCCCGCUACCACCGCGUCCGAAAGAGCAUGAAUCAGGAGAUGGGGAAUCUGAUCUCGAUGGCGCGCGGGAGGCGGGGGCAUGAGCGGGACGGGACCGAGGGCGGAGUCGCCUGUGCCAUGGAUCUUGUCCUCGAGCGGGAACUCCAGCUUGCCGAGAAGGGCAAUUCCGUCGCGGCGACAAACCUUGAGCAGGAGCUGAUGCUUUUUAUGAUUGCGGGGAUAGACUCGACAGCGUUUACUCUUGCCUGGUGUGUCAAGCUGCUGACAAAGCACCAGCAGGUCCAGCAAGAGUUGCGAGAUGGUCUCGUGGAGGCCUUUGGCGUUGGCGACAAUGCACAGGCACUUCCAUCUCCCCAAGACAUGGCCAGCAGGGAUAUUCCCUACCUCGACGCAUUCAUCCAUGAGACGCUGCGCAUGGCAAACACGGCAGGAUCCGUGGUGCGCCGCGCCACGACGAACACGGUCGUCCUUGGAUGCUCUAUACCUGCCGGCACCGAACUCGUCUUGAACACGAGGGUUCUCAAGACCCCGAUCCCCGUUGACGAAUCACUCAGAAGCGCCACCUGUCGAGAGGCGCAGGCAAAGCGGCCCCGAGGUGGCAUAGAGGGCCCCAGCGGCCACAACCUGGAAGCCUUCAAUCCUCGCCGAUGGCUUCACCCUCAGCCGGAAGGCCGGGAUGUCUUUGACCCCGAGGCACUGCCGACCUUGGUCUUUAGUCACGGAACCAGAGGCUGCUUUGGGAAACGACUUGCAAUGUUGGAUCUGCGGGUUUUCAUCAUCGUGCUUGUUUUGGAGUUUAGGUUUAUGCCGAUCCCCGAAAAUCGAAAUGACUGGUCAGCAGAGGAAGGCAUUUUCAGAUCUCCGUUGCAGUCUCCAGUCAAACUGUCAACCUAUGACUAG
Messenger RNA from Pyricularia oryzae 70-15, 1701 nucleotides. RefSeq lists its product as uncharacterized. Lineage: Eukaryota; Fungi; Ascomycota; Sordariomycetes; Magnaporthales; Pyriculariaceae. The coding region runs from base 1 to 1701 and encodes 566 amino acids. The transcript is spliced from 3 exons. Gene Ontology annotation, molecular function: monooxygenase activity; oxidoreductase activity, acting on paired donors, with incorporation or reduction of molecular oxygen; heme binding. The record is from RefSeq and is a predicted model, not a curated record.